Messenger RNA from Ixodes scapularis (black-legged tick), 1444 nucleotides. RefSeq names its product baculoviral IAP repeat-containing protein 5. The coding region runs from base 164 to 664 and encodes 166 amino acids. Lineage: Eukaryota; Metazoa; Arthropoda; Arachnida; Ixodida; Ixodidae. The record is from RefSeq and is a predicted model, not a curated record. The transcript has a single exon.
UGUGGCAACGGCAGGCGGAAGGAUACAAACUUUCAAAUUUUGGCUCUAUCGCGCUACCCGCGCUUCGAGUUGCUGUUCUUCGCCUCUGAACCGGACAUUUCAUAGCGAUUCGAAAAGCUUUUUUUUCUUUUAAAAAAACAAACGUCCGACUGCGCCGUCCAGUAUGGCUAGCGAGGCACCAGCCAAGGCGUCAACCGCCACACUGGCACUCUCCGAGAUUCCGUCGAAUCUGUCGCAGCUGAGCGUGCUAACUUUGAGGACGGAUAUGGGGAUGUGUCGCGAGUCCAACCGUCUGACCAGUUUCGCCAGAUGGCCUUUCCAAGAGAACUGCGCCUGCACACCCGCCAAGAUGGCCCAGGCCGGCUUCUACCACUGCCCCAUUGACAACGAGCCCGACUUGGCCCGCUGCUACGUCUGCUUCAAGGAGCUGACCGGCUGGGAGCCAGACGACGACCCCGUCAAGGAGCACGCGCGCUCCAUGGACUGCGCCUUCGUCCAGCUCAGGAAGACAGAGGCAGACAUGACUGCCAGGGAGUUCUUGCUUCUGGAGAACGCACGGCACCGUAACCGAGCCACCAAGCUCAAGACCGUUUUCGACGCCAUGGUGGAAGAGAAGCGGCGGCUGGUAGCACGCGCUAUCGCCGCACGCCGACGAAAGCGAUGAACUCUCCCAGUGUCGGAGCGCUCUUUGUGUUAAUUAUUGUCCCUCUAUUACCGUGAUCGACGCUGUUCUGGACAAGAAGCUGAGACUGAUUGUACGCUGUCGCCGCACACCAACGAAGGCGAUCAACUUACCCAGCUUCAGCCGCCUUCGAGCUUCUUGCCCUGCGUUAGUGCAGCCCAAGAGACCACACCUUUCACUAUACUGGCACGUCAAGAGUGUAGCCAAGUUCCGUGAUACUAAUAAUAAAAAUAAUGUACUGGCUCCCAUGUUCACGCAGUGCUUACCUUGUGGGCUCACUUGCUGGAAACAGUUUUAGCCAAAACUGUGUGAAAAAAAAGCACUGCCAAAGCUCCCGCACAAGUGGAGGGGCCUGUGAAGUCAUCUCAAGUUCCUACGUGCCCCAGGCCUGCCAGGCUUUCUUUCACACUGUCUUAGCAAAGGUGGUUUCUAGCAAGCCGGCCUUGAAGGAGCUCUGAAGUCAAUUCCGAGAUCGUCCUUCUGUGGUUGCAACUCAAUCUAGACACUCCAAGAAUCCCAAUAAACCCAGAAUUUGAAUUGUGUGUUAACCCAAUAAAUCCAAAAUUACAAUCCUGGUUUAAAGCGUGUUCAAAGGUCACGGCACACCCAUUUUGGGAAGAAUUUUCUUCCGAGUGAAGUGGUUGACGAAGGGCGCUUGUCGGCAAGUUGCAAGCAAUGGCUUCGCCCGCGGAGAAAAAGAGGGGUCUCAUCUGAAUAUGCAGACUCUUCGAAACGAGUUAUAAUAAAAUCAUUCGGAAUCUG